AUAUCAUAUUAUAUCCCAUUUCUUGCUCUUUAUCGUCUCCUAUGGAGGACGCUAAGCAAUCGCUCCUUUCCCCUCGGCUAGUCGGAGAGGACAGCCGCCGCCGCCAGGAGCAGUUACUUGUUAAACCCUCAAACGGCUCCUUCACCGUCGGCACUGAAGACAUCCCACCGAUCAACGGCGUCCGUGACUUCUUCAGGGAAUGUCUGAUCGAGUCCAAGAAGCUCUGGUUCCUUGCUGGCCCCGCCAUCUUCACUUCCAUCUGCCAAUACUCCCUCGGCGCUAUAACUCAGGUCUUUUCAGGCCAAGAUGGUGCUCUGUCUCUUGCCGCCGUCACCGUCGAGAACUCCGUCAUCGCUGGUUUCUCCUUCGGCAUCAUGCUCGGCAUGGGAAGUGCACUGGAAACUCUAUGCGGCCAGGCAUUUGGAGCAGGGCAGCACGAUAUGCUAGGCGUAUAUAUGCAAAGAUCAUGGGUCAUCCUCAACUCAACGGCUUUGCUCCUAAGCUUACUAUACAUAUUCGCCGCUCCGAUUUUGAGGCUAAUAGGUCAAACGGAAACCAUAUCAAAGGCCGCCGGAAUGUUCUCGAUAUGGAUGAUACCGCAGCUGUUUGCUUACUCAUUUAACUUUCCGAUGGCGAAGUUCUUACAGGCUCAGAGCAAGAUGACGGCGAUGGCGGUGAUAGCCGGUGUGGCUUUGGUCCUGCACGUUGUACUCAGCUGGUUCUUGAUGUUGAGGCUGGGAUGGGGACUGGUGGGCGCAGCCGUUGUUUUGAAUAUGUCGUGGAUUUUCAUAGACGUGGCUCAGUUUUUGUACAUAAUUAGCGGCACUUGUGGGCCGGCUUGGACCGGGUUUUCUUGGAAGGCAUUUCAACAUCUAUGGGGAUUUGUCAGAUUGUCUUUAGCUUCGGCAGUAAUGCUAUGCUUAGAGAUUUGGUAUUUCAUGGCAUUAAUUCUGUUCGCUGGAUACUUAAAGGACGCUGAAGUAGUAUCCGUAGAUGCAUUAUCUGUCUGUAUGAACAUACUGGGAUGGACCAUCAUGAUAUCUUUCGGGAUGAAUGCAGCUAUAAGUGUGAGGGUUUCAAAUGAAUUGGGAGCAAGGCAUCCAAGAACGGCAAAACUCUCAUUGGUAGUGGCGGUGACAUCAUCAUUUAUGAUUGGUGCCGUAAUCUCUAUUGUUCUCAUCAUCUUUAGGAAUGAAUAUCCCUAUCUGUUCUCAAAUGACUCGCAAGUUCAACGUCUGGUCACGGAGCUCACUCCACUCUUGGCCCUUUGCAUCAUCAUCGACACCGUGCAACCUGUCCUCUCAGGAAUGGCCAUCGGAGCUGGAUGGCAAACUGCUGUUGCAUACGUAAACAUUGCAUGUUAUUAUCUCUUUGGAGUUCCUUUGGGUCUUACACUAGGUUUCGUGCUUCAUAUGGGUGUUAAGGGAAUUUGGUGUGGGAUGUUAUUAGGAACAGUGGUGCAAACUUGUGUACUAUUUGGAAUAAUUUACAAGACCAACUGGAACAAAGAGGCUUCAAUUGCGGAGGAGAGGAUAAAGAAAUGGGGAGGCGACAUUGACGCCCAAGGGGAAGAAUAUGUUAAAUAAGUGUAAUAGUGACAAAUGUUAAGCUAA
Hibiscus syriacus is the source of this 1613-nucleotide messenger RNA. RefSeq names its product protein DETOXIFICATION 29-like. The record is from RefSeq and is a predicted model, not a curated record. Bases 42 to 1586 code for a protein of 514 amino acids. Lineage: Eukaryota; Viridiplantae; Streptophyta; Magnoliopsida; Malvales; Malvaceae. Gene Ontology annotation, molecular function: xenobiotic transmembrane transporter activity; antiporter activity. Gene Ontology annotation, biological process: xenobiotic detoxification by transmembrane export across the plasma membrane. The transcript is spliced from 11 exons. Gene Ontology annotation, cellular component: vacuolar membrane.